AGAGAACGGCUGAUUUCUGAUCGACCGCUCAAUCAACUACUCACUGUCAGCAUGAGUCAUCCGAACUGCAAACGACCGAUCGCGUAUCGAAUAAUUUACGAGGACAACUACUGCCGUUUACUGCGUUCAUGUUUAGUAAUCAAGCGUUACUUCUUCCCAACUGCGAAAGAUAAAGUAAUUACCAUUGAUGAGAUUAAACGCGUAUUCUUCAAAAAGCAAGAGACACCUGCGGAUUUGUUCAAAGCCAAAGAUUGGGGAAUGACUGCAUCGCCGAUCUGGUGGGCAUGCGAUUUUGCAAGAGGAUUUCAUGGUAAAGAUACGAAUUACUAUAACGUCGUAAUCGAUACGGGUACUCGUAUAAUGAAGGGCUUCUCGGUGGUGAGCAUUGGUGAUUUCCUAUCGCAAUUAAGACCGUUGGUGGACAACGACAAAUUCGUUUCGGAUAGGUUACCGUCAUGCGCCGAUCGUGUUAUCAACAAAGACACUCCGCAGCAAUCUUUAAUCGAAAAUGGUAAUGGCAAUCAGGUGAAUAACGUUUGCAAUAAGAGGGAUAUGAAUGCGAACGAUAGUGACAGCGAUGGUACUGUUAGCAAUACGGAUAACGAAAGUGACGACAAUAAUAUCAAUGUUGGCAGUGAUAAACUUAACGAUAGUAACAAUAGAACUGUUGAUAUCAAAUUAGAAGCCUAG
This is a messenger RNA of Anisakis simplex (herring worm), 690 nucleotides long. The record is from the annotation of a GenBank genome assembly. Lineage: Eukaryota; Metazoa; Nematoda; Chromadorea; Rhabditida; Anisakidae.